AUGGGUUUAACUGAUAAAUUAAAAGGAAUUACCAAAUCUGACGCUGAAAAUGCCAACGAACAAGCUGGUAAAUAUACUGGCAAAGAUGGUCAAAAAGGAACUGAUGUAGCUCAAGAAAAAUACCAACAAUACCAAGGUAAAGGUGCUUCAGGUACUGGUGCAUCAGGUGCUGGUGCUGGUGCCGGUACAGCAGGUGCUACUGGUGCAGGUGCAGGUGCCGCAGGAGCUGCUGGAGGAUAUGGUGCUGGUUCAUCAACCUCAGGUACUCAAUCAGGUUAUGGAAACCAAACUGGUACUACUUCAGGUACUCAAUCAGGAUAUGGAAAUCAAACUGGUACUACCUCAUCAGGAUAUGGUAAUGAUUCAACUACUGGUUACGGUAACCAAUCAUCAGGUACUUCAACUGGAUAUGGUGACAAAUCAUCACAAGGAGCUUAUGGUAACCAAUCACAAACUGGUGCUUACGGUAAUCAAUCAGGUUCAACUUCAUCUGGUUAUGGAAAUGAAUCAUCAACUGGUCACCAUCAUGGUUCAUCAGGACAUCAUACUGCUGGUACUGCUGCCACUGGAGCUGCUGGUGCCGCUGCUUAUGGUUCAUCAGGUUCAGGUUCAGGUCAUCACUCAGGAUCAACUGGUUACGGUAACGAAUCAUCAAACUAUGGUUCAGGUUCACAAUCAGGAUAUGGUAACCAAACUUCAUCAUCAGGUUACUCAUCAGGUCAUCAAGAUGCUUCAAAACAUGCUCCAUCAACCACUUCAGGAGGUGCUACUGGUGCUUAUGACAACAAAGGAUACACCAACGCUCACGAUUCAGGAUACUCUCACUCAUCAUCAGGUCAAACUGGUUCAAAUUACGGUUCAUCAACCACUGGAGCUGCUACUGGUGCUGGUGCUGGUUAUGGUUCAUCAACUGGUUCAACUGGUCACCAUGGUUCAUCAACUUCAGGUCACCACUUCAAAACCGGUAAUGAUUCAUUAGAUGCUAAAAUCUCAAAAUUACCAGAACAUUUACAAAAAGAAGCUCAUCAUGAAUUCCAAAAAGGUUACGAAGCUGCUAAAUCUCAAUACAGAUCAUAA
This is a messenger RNA of Lodderomyces jiufengensis, 1077 nucleotides long. It is a transcript of the gene ASR1, whose product is annotated as Asr1p. NCBI's taxonomy places the organism in Eukaryota, Fungi, Ascomycota, Pichiomycetes, Serinales, Debaryomycetaceae. The record is from RefSeq and is a predicted model, not a curated record. Bases 1 to 1077 code for a protein of 358 amino acids. The transcript has a single exon.